Messenger RNA from Myotis brandtii (Brandt's bat), 4806 nucleotides. RefSeq names its product castor zinc finger 1 (gene CASZ1). Bases 1 to 4806 code for a protein of 1601 amino acids. Gene Ontology annotation, molecular function: RNA polymerase II transcription regulatory region sequence-specific DNA binding; DNA-binding transcription factor activity, RNA polymerase II-specific. NCBI's taxonomy places the organism in Eukaryota, Metazoa, Chordata, Mammalia, Chiroptera, Vespertilionidae. The record is from RefSeq and is a predicted model, not a curated record. Gene Ontology annotation, cellular component: nucleus. Gene Ontology annotation, biological process: regulation of neuron differentiation; positive regulation of transcription by RNA polymerase II. The transcript is spliced from 19 exons.
AUGGCGGCCAAGCGCAAAGGCGGCCUGAAACUCAACGCCAUCUGCGCCAAGCUGAGCCGCCAGGUGGUGGUGGAGAAGGGGGCAGAGGCUGGCGCCCACACGGAGGGCAGCCCACUGAGGCCCCAGGACAAAGAGCGCAGUGGCCCUGAGCCAGGGGUGGCCCGGGCCCCCCGCAGCGAAGAAGACAAGAGGCGGGCAGUGAUCGAAAAGUGGGUCAACGGGGAGUACAGGCAGCCCCGGGGCUGCAGCGACGAGGAGGACCACGGCGAGGAGCCCAAGGAUGGCGCGGCCGAGAAGGACACGGACAGGGCAGCCUCCAAGGACAGCGGUGGCCCUGGUGCCAAGCAGCCCUCAGGAGAGGCCUCCUCGCUGCGGGACUACGCGGCCUCCACCAUGACCGAGUUCCUGGGCAUGUUCGGCUACGACGACCAGAACACGAGGGACGAGCUGGCCAGGAAGAUCAGCUUCGAGAAGCUGCACGCAGGCUCCGCCCCCGAGGUGGCCACCUCCUCCGCGCUGCCCGCCGGGGAGGACGCCCUCAGCAAGCGGGCGCGUUUCUCCAAGUACGAGGAGUACAUCCGGAAGCUCAAGGCGGGCGAGCAGCUCUCCUGGCCGGCCCACGGCACCAAGGCCGAGGAGCGCGCGGGCAAGGACUCCCUGGGCCCCCUGCCCGGCCUGCGGCUGCCCAGCCACACGGCGCACCUGGAGACCAAGGCCACCAUCCUGCCGUUGCCCUCACACAGCAGCGUCCCCAUGCAGGGCCUGGUGGCCCGGGCCUCCAAGUACGACUUCUUCAUCCAGAAACUGAAGACGGGCGAGAACCUGCGGCCCCAGAACGGGAGCACCUACAAGAAGCCGUCCAAGUACGACCUGGAGAACGUCAAGUACCUGCACCUCUUCAAACCCGGGGAGGGCAGCCCCGACAUGGGCGGGGCCAUCGCCUUCAAGACGGGCAAGGUGGGGCGCCCCUCCAAGUACGACGUCCGGGCCAUCCAGAAGCCGGGCCCUGCCAAGGUGCCACCCGCUCCCAGCCUGGCUCCUGCUCCCCUCGCCAGCGUGCCCAGUGCUCCCAGCGCGGCUGGGCCGGGGCCCGAGCCACCUGCCUCCCUGCCCUUCAACACUCCCGAGUACCUGAAGUCGACCUUCUCCAAAACAGACUCCAUCACCACGGGGACCGUCUCCACUGUCAAGAACGGAUUGCCCACAGAUAAACCAGCUGUCACCGAAGAUGUAAACAUUUACCAGAAAUAUAUUGCCAGGUUCUCGGGCAGCCAGCACUGCGGCCACAUCCACUGCGCCUACCAGUACCGCGAGCACUACCACUGCCUGGAUCCCGAGUGCAACUACCAGAGGUUCACGAGCAAGCAGGACGUGAUCCGGCACUACAACAUGCACAAGAAGCGCGACAACUCCCUGCAGCACGGCUUCAUGCGCUUCAGCCCGCUGGACGACUGCAGCGUCUACUACCACGGCUGCCACCUCAACGGGAAGAGCACCCACUACCACUGCAUGCAGGUUGGCUGUAACAAGGUGUACACGAGCACGUCGGACGUGAUGACGCACGAGAACUUCCACAAGAAGAACACGCAGCUCAUCAACGACGGCUUCCAGCGCUUCCGGGCCACCGAGGACUGCGGCACGGCCGACUGCCAGUUCUACGGGCAGAAGACCACACACUUCCACUGCAGGCGCCCCGGCUGCACAUUCACCUUCAAGAACAAGUGUGACAUCGAGAAGCACAAGAGCUACCACAUCAAGGACGACGCCUAUGCCAAGGACGGCUUCAAGAAGUUCUACAAGUACGAGGAGUGCAAGUACGAGGGCUGCGUGUACAGCAAGGCCACCAACCACUUCCACUGCAUCCGCGCCGGCUGCGGCUUCACCUUCACCUCCACCAGCCAGAUGACCUCGCACAAGCGCAAGCACGAGCGCCGGCACAUCCGCUCGUCGGGCGUGCUGGGGCUGCCGCCCUCGCUGCUGGGCGCCAAGGACACCGAGCAGGAGGAGUCCAGCAACGACGACCUGGUGGACUUCUCUGCCCUGAGCAGCAAGAACUCCAGCCUGAGCGCCUCCCCCACCAGCCAGCAGUCCUCCGCCUCCCUGGCCACCGCCACCGCCACCGCCGAGGCCGUGCCCGGGGCCACCAAGCCUCCCAACAGCAAGAUCUCCGGGCUGCUGUCCCAGGGCCUGCCCGGCUCCAUCCCCCUGGCCCUGGCCCUCUCCAACUCAGGCCUGCCCACCGCUGCCUCCUACUUCCCCAUCCUCCCGGGCAGGGGCAGCGCCUCCCUGCCUGUGGGCACCCCCGGCCUCAUGGGUGCCAUGUCGUCCGGGGCAGCAGCCACGGCGACACCCGACACAGCCACUCUGGGCGCCUCGGGAGCUGGUGACUCAGCCCCCGCCACCGCCACUGCCGCUUCUGUCUCGGUGCCCCCCGCCUCCAUCAUGGAGAGGAUCUCUGCGAGCAAGGGCCUCAUCUCGCCCAUGAUGGCCAGGCUGGCCGCGGCCGCCCUCAAGCCCUCUGCCACCUUUGAUCCAGGAAAUGGGCAGCAGGCCACCCCCGCCAGGUUCCCCCCGGCCCCGGUGAAGCAGGAGCCUGGUGAGAACGCGGGUGCCCCAGGUUCCCACGAGGCCUCCCAGGACCGCAGCUCAGACCUGAUUGUGAAGGAGCCCAGUAAUGAAUCAAAUGGCCACGCAGUCCCGGCAAAUUCAUCUCUUUUAUCCUCGCUUAUGAAUAAGAUGUCUCAGGGCAACCCCAACCUCGGCAGCCUGUUGAACAUCAAGACAGAAGCAGAGGGGAGUCCUAACGUGGAGGCCUUGCCCUUCCUGGGCAAGGCCGCGAAGGCGCUGGUUCAGGAGAAGCUGCCGGAGCCCUGGAAGUUGUACCUGCGCAGGUUCGGUACCAAGGACUUCUGCGACGCCCAGUGUGACUUCCUUCACAAGGCCCACUUCCACUGCGUGGUGGAGGAGUGCGGCGCGCUGUUCAGCACCCUGGACGGGGCCAUCAAGCAUGCCAACUUCCACUUCCGGACGGAGGGAGGAGCCGCGAAAGGCAAUGCGGAGGCCUCCUUCCCGGCCUCGGCUGCUGAGACCAAACCUUCCUUGGCCCCCUCGUCCCCGCCGGCGCCGCCCGUCACCACGGCCACGGUGUCCUCUCUGGAGGGACCCACUCCCAGCCUGGCCGCGGUGCCCUCCGCCCCCACCCUGCUCGCCUGGAAGCAGCUGGCUUCCACCAUACCCCAGAUGCCUCAGAUUCCAACGUCAGUGCCUCACCUGCCCACUUCGCCCUUGGCAACGACUUCUCUAGAAAACGCCAAGCCCCAGGUCAAACCCGGAUUCCUCCAGUUCCAGGAGAACGAUCCUUGCCUGGCGACGGACUGCAAGUAUGCCAACAAGUUCCACUUCCACUGUCUCUUCGGGAACUGCAAGUACGUCUGCAAGACCUCGGGCAAGGCCGAGUCCCACUGCCUGGACCACAUCAACCCCAACAACAACCUGGUGAACGUGCGAGACCAGUUCGCUUACUACUCCCUGCAGUGUCUCUGUCCCAACCAGCACUGCGAGUUCCGGAUGCGCGGCCACUACCACUGCCUCCGGACCGGCUGCUACUUUGUGACCAACAUCACCACCAAGCUGCCGUGGCACAUAAAGAAGCACGAGAAAGCUGAACGGCGGGCAGCCAACGGGUUCAAGUACUUCACCAAGCGCGAGGAGUGCGGCCGGCUAGGCUGCAAGUACAACCAGGUGAACAGCCACUUCCACUGCAUCCGCGAGGGCUGCCAGUUCUCCUUCCUCCUCAAGCACCAGAUGACCUCCCACGCCCGCAAGCACAUGCGGAGGAUGCUGGGGAAGAACUUCGAUCGUGUGCCCGCCUCCCAGGGCCCCCCGAGCCUGAUGGACACGGAGACUGAUGAGUACAUGGACUACACCGGCUGCAGCCCGGGCGCCGUGUCCUCCGAGUCGUCCACCAUGGACCGGAGCUGCUCCAGCACCCCCGUGGGCAACGAGAGCACGGCCGCAGGGAACACCAUCUCCAUGCCGACAGCCUCAGGGGCCAAGAAGCGCUUCUGGAUCAUCGAGGACAUGUCCCCGUUCGGGAAGCGGCGCAAGACGGCCUCCUCCCGCAAGAUGCUGGACGAGGGCAUGAUGCUGGAGGGCUUCCGGCGCUUCGACCUCUACGAGGACUGCAAGGACGCGGCCUGCCAGUUCUCGCUCAAGGUCACGCACUACCACUGCACGCGCGAGAACUGCGGCUACAAGUUCUGCGGGCGCACGCACAUGUACAAGCACGCGCAGCACCACGACCGCGUGGACAACCUCGUGCUGGACGACUUCAAGCGCUUCAAAGCCUCGCUCAGCUGCCACUUCGCCGACUGCCCCUUCUCGGGCACCAGCACGCACUUCCACUGCCUGCGCUGCCGCUUCCGCUGCACCGACAGCACCAAGGUCACGGCGCACCGCAAGCACCACGGCAAGCAGGACGUGAUCAGCGCGGCCGGCUUCUGCCAGUUCAGCUCCAGCGCGGACUGCGCCGUGCCCGACUGCAAGUACAAGCUCAAGUGCUCCCACUUCCACUGCACCUACCCCGGCUGCCGCCACACGGUCGUGGGCAUGUCGCAGAUGGACUCGCACAAGCGCAAGCACGAGAAGCAGGAGCGCGGCGAGCCCGACCCCGGGCAGCUGCCCCCCGAGAUCCUCCCCGGGCCCCAAGCCCACGCCAGUGGGAUUCCUUAUUGCUCAGGACGGGGUCGGGUGCUGGGGGUCACUGGGACCCCCACCCGUAACCACCAGAGGCAGCCGCACCUGUAG